Molecule: messenger RNA, 1647 nt
Organism: Lingula anatina
Lineage: Eukaryota; Metazoa; Brachiopoda; Lingulata; Lingulida; Lingulidae
Source: RefSeq, a predicted model, not a curated record
CGUACCGGAAUUGAAAGCGAUGCACUACAUCAAUGCUGACGGCCCGUAUGAAUGCUACUGUCUGAUGGAAAACAUAGGAUGGAUGAAGAACAUUAGGUUCAGAGAAUACCAAGAAUGGCUAAGAACUCUUUCCAAGGAUCAAAUGGUGGAGGCUUACCGUUUCCAUAAAUUGCAAAUGCAACUUAUCCUUCUGGCUAGGGGCAACGGUAUUAUGAACAACUACAUGGAUCAUGAACAACAACUCGUGUUCAAGGAGGCCUCACAUGCUAUGAACCUGGAGGCCAUACUUGAGGCCUAUCCGGACGCUCUCUUCAUCCAGACGUAUCGUGACCCCUGUGCGUCCACCGCGUCGCUAGGCUCCUUGUGUGAGGUUUUUAUGGUAACCCUGGGGUAUAGUCCAGAGAACAUAGACUUGGCACGUCUCGGUCAGGAUAUUCUGCGUUCCUCUCAGGUCCACGGUGGAAACGAGAUGGCGAGGUUUAGGAAAGGUCACCCGGAGGAGGAGUACCGAUUCUGCGAUAUCAAGUAUGAAGAUAUUGUUGCAUCCCCUUUGAAUGUGGUGAGGAAGAUUUACAGUUUCUUCGGCUUGACGUUGACGGCGCUAGGGGUAGCCAAGAUGACGGCUUACGUAGAGAAACACCCGCAAAACAAAUAUGGCCGCCACAAGUAUGCUUUAAAGCGUUAUAAAUUGACAGAGGAAGAUGUCAUGGAACAACACAAAGAGUUUGUAGAGUUUUCCAAAGCCCGUGGUCUUCUUUAGCGAUAUUAUGAAAUGACGAUGACCAUGACAUAAUCACUGCCUAACAUAUUAAAUUUGAUAUGUAUAUUCAAUUAUAAUCGCCCAUCUAAAAAUGAUAAAAACAUGUGUAGAAAUUUGGUUCGAAAAAACAUUUUGGCUGGAAAUGGUCCGUUUGAGAUCAGAAAUCAAAAUUUGAUUAGUGUUCUAUGUCAUUUCUCCAGUUGGGUCAACUGGAAAGGUAAAAAGGUACAUUUUUCCAGGAAAAACUGAAAACACUGGUUACAACCUGGAUAUUGAACGAGAGAGAGAAGGAGGAUCAGAGAGAGAGAGAGAGAGAGAGAGCAAAUUUCUUUUCCCGCUUAUGUAUAAUGAUAAUGCAACACGACAAAUUCACAAAUCUAAAUACGGGAUGAUGGUUAAUUCAUUGGAUAAGAUGUGUUAGAGGUGCUUCCUCUACAAAAAUGCGUUAGCUGAACUGUAAAAGCCAUUCUGAGAAACUCGGGUGAUCUCAUGAAAUCAUACAUGUAUGUCCUCUUAUUGUGACGAAAAUAUACAUGAGUAUGCGCAAUGUAACCAAAACUCAUGCAUAAAACCAUAAUAUUUUUUUCAUGUUCAGAAAUAUUUGUUACAUAUACUGGUAGCUGUGUACUGUGGAUGUCAUGAGUUAGGUGAGAGCUAAUUUGGCGGAGAGUAUUGCGUGAAGAAUUCGGAGAUUGAAGACCAAGUGGCCGCAGAAAGUCAGAUACCAAGGUCCAUUAUUAGACCUGUAUGUGGCGUUUUUUACAUGAUCAGUCAAUAUGGCAGUUCUUCAAGUGAUAUACGAGUUCUGCCUUCCAUGCUUGCGUGUCUUACUUGACUGGUUAUUCCGCAUUGUGCUCCGAAGUCGACUGAGUCCUCUCACAGAGGAA